CUGUUGCCACGCCCAUCUUUUCCCCUCGCUCGAGCUUGCGUGGAUUUAGCAAAAUCUCCGCUGCUGGGCUGAUCGCUAAUGCCCCAUUAGUGCUCCCUUCGUUAUCUUUCGUUGCCGGUCUCGCUUUCUUGUCCCACGGCUUUUCGUUUCCUUGCCAUUCAAAAUAAACCAACAAAAAGGGGACGCCUUUUUGGGGUUUCUUCACGGGCUCUCCUCGACCCCGAUCGCCCUUUCGUUUUCAAAUUCGAGCUGGAAGUCUCCGCUUUCUGGAGUUCUCCAAUUUGGGUUUCUUUGGUUCGUGCCUGAGCGGGUGUUUGUGGUGGGUGUGGGAUUAAGAGAGAGAGAGAGAGAGAGAGAGAGAGAGGGGGGGAGGGAGGGAGGGAGGGAGGGGGAGAAAACGAGAGAGAGAGAUUGGAUCGAGGGAGAGAGGGAUGGCCCGAGCGGGGAACAAGAACAUACAAGCCAAGCUGGUGGGUACUUCUUGGGGACAUGGGAGCUGGAAAAACAAGUCUGGUGCUGAGAUUUGUCAAGGGCCAAUUCCACGAGUACCAGGAAUCCACUAUCGGCGCAGCCUUCUUUACUCAGGUCUUGUCCCUGAACGAAGCGACUGUGAAGUUUGAUAUAUGGGAUACGGCCGGACAGGAAAGAUAUCACAGCUUGGCUCCAAUGUACUAUCGAGGUGCUGCUGCAGCUGUCGUUGUCUAUGACCUCACUAGCAUGGACUCAUUUCAACGAGCCAAAAAAUGGGUUCUAGAACUGCAGAGACAAGCAGGGAAUCCCAAGUUAAUAAUGUUCUUGGUGGCGAACAAGGCGGACCUGGAGCAGAAAAGGCAAGUGCUGAGUGAGGAAGGCGAGCAAUAUGCUAAGGAAAAUGGUUUGUCGUUUCUUGAAACUUCAGCAAAGACUGCACAGAAUGUCAAUGAGCUUUUCUAUGAGAUAGCGAAGAGAAUUGCAAAAGCUACUCCUUCACGACCGACUGGAAUGAAGCUGCAGAGACAAGAAAGUCGAAGAAGCUUAUUUUGUUGCUCGGGGUGAUUCCAGUGCUUGCUCUCUUAAGGAAAUUGCUGCGAAUGGCUGUGGUGGAUGCACCUCUUGUGGUUGUCGAUGUUGAAGAUGGAAUCUCAUUCUGACCCUGGCUCGUGAAUACUUUCAUAUGUACACAGUAUUUCACCGGACAAAAUCCUUUGCUUACCAUUUCAAUUGUAUCAAAUUCUCCUUCAUGUGGAAAGGGUUAUGAAAACUCGUAAGCAAUAAGAAAUGUUGCUCCAAAAAUGAUCGUUGUGGCUAACGUUUUUCGGGCAUUUUUAA
This is a messenger RNA of Eucalyptus grandis, 1308 nucleotides long. Its product is annotated as ras-related protein RHN1. Gene Ontology annotation, molecular function: GTPase activity; GTP binding. NCBI's taxonomy places the organism in Eukaryota, Viridiplantae, Streptophyta, Magnoliopsida, Myrtales, Myrtaceae. The transcript is spliced from 8 exons. The record is from RefSeq and is a predicted model, not a curated record. The coding region runs from base 490 to 1035 and encodes 181 amino acids.